Molecule: messenger RNA, 312 nt
Organism: Nannizzia gypsea CBS 118893
Lineage: Eukaryota; Fungi; Ascomycota; Eurotiomycetes; Onygenales; Arthrodermataceae
Exons: 2
Coding region: 1-312 (103 amino acids)
Source: RefSeq, a predicted model, not a curated record
AUGCCAAAACCUUGUUCGGAUCGUGUUCGCCCUAACCUCUCUCACUCUAGCUGGAAGAAUGAACGAGAGAAACGGAAGCAAAAAGCAAAUUCAAAAGAACGAAACACCAGCGUUCCUCAAGUCCAAUCGAAUCAAAUGAGCAGCCUUGCCCUCCCGAACGCCUCCAAAGAGUGGUUCCUGCUUCCAGUCAAAUCCAAGUUUAAGGAGUACGAAGAGCCUACUGAACACGUUCGACGGGCAGAUCAACCCACGAAUCUCCCCGUGGCCUGCGGAGUGCACAUCCAUGGGACCAUGCCAACAUUCGCAUCCUGA